Thamnophis sirtalis is the source of this 3265-nucleotide messenger RNA. NCBI's taxonomy places the organism in Eukaryota, Metazoa, Chordata, Lepidosauria, Squamata, Natricidae. The record is from RefSeq and is a predicted model, not a curated record.
CUCCCAUCUUCCUCUUCAGAGACAACAGACGGGCUCUUGCUUUCCACGCCUCUUCCUCUCUCCACCUGCCCAGGAGCCAUGCAGUCUCCCAAAAAAAGCUUGAUCUGCAACUUAAACCACGUCCACCUGCAACACAUCUCCUUGGGCCUCCACCUCUCCAGGCGCCCAGAACUUCAAGAGGAGGAGGAGGCCAACACCUUGGGCCCGUCCAAGGAGCAAGUGGACUGCCACCAAUGCGAGGAACAUGGCAGUCACCUCAUCCCCAGCCUGGUGGACGCCAACUCCAACAACCCAUUGUUGACUUGCCGGUGUUGUGAGGCUCACCCGGUAUCAUCUGAGGUCAAGCAGGGCCUCCAGUCUCCAUCUUCCUUGGCCAACUGCCCAACGGUCAACCAUGAAGAAGAAGGGGAGGAAGAAGAAGAGGAGGAGGAGGACGAGGAGGAGGCAUCUCCUUCAGACCCAACUUCUUCAUCCAUCAGCAGCUGCUCGGAUCUCAGCUUGGAUGAGUCUCCCGUCUCGGUCUACUGCAAGCCCUUCCCUGCUGAAGAGGCCCGGAGUCCAGAAAGCCAACCGAAUAUUGUCCCCUUGGAGGACACGCAAAACGUUCUGGUCCACCCCCAAGAGAGAGGUCCAAACCUUAAUGUCCCCCGAGUUGGACAUCCUGAGGUCCAUAUCUGGGAUAGUCCAGAUAGUUUGUACAGCAGCAGCUCACCAGAAUCUUCCUUUGACAGCUCUCCUCCUUGUCCGGAAGUCCUAGUUGGAUCAUCUCAGGUUGGGUCCAUCAAAGUUCCUCCUCUUGUUCCGCCCCCUGUCCGCCCCUGCAGGGCACCUCCCGCAGUGCCGGUGGUGCCCCCUCGUGGGGCGGAAGUAGAUUCCAACUGCAACGCGCUCCCUGCUCGCGAGGUCAAGUCCAACAGCGUCGCCUUGGUCCAAGUGGACAUCAACUCCAACCGAGCCCCGCCGGCGAGGUCUCGUUUUGGAGGCGUGCCUCCUCCGAUCCCCCCUCGGACCAAGAGGGGUCUUCAGGGGUUGAGAAGAAGUGAAGAGGGGAAGCUCACUCCAGAAGUGGUCCCUCCUGAAGCUGUGGAGCACCCGUUCCACCGCGGUGAACCACAAGGAGAAACAUCUAAGAAGGUCAUCACCUCCUUCCAUGAGUUGGCUCAGAAGAGGAAGAAGAUGGCGUCCGCGCCGCCCGUUCUCCACACCAAGAAGGACCAAAGUGAUUGGCUGAUCAUCUUUUCUCCCGACACAGAGAUGCCUCCGUCUCACGAACUCUCCUGGGGAGCCGGACAGGAGACCACCAAGCCGCCUACUUGUCCGCCCAAGGAGCCUUCUCCUCCUCCUCCCCUCGGUGUCCAACGAGGGAUCAUCACCUUCAAGGACCUCCGUCAUCGGAAGCAGAGCAGCCAACUGGCCACCAAGGCGGGCAACCCGAGCCAUCACCGGGGGCAUCCUGGUCAAGGAGUCCCCGACGGUCGCGCCGGGCAAGAGAUGAGCGACUCGGAACCGGGGGCCAAUGGACACUUGUGGGGGGCGAAGGAAAUCCCACCCCGGAUGAAGAGGUCCCGUCCGGGGCUACAGCCGAUUGUGGAAGGAGGUUCUGACGAUGGAGAAGAUAUAGGAGUCAAGCCGAAACAGCUUGGGAGACCCUUGGAGACUCAACCUCAGGAGAGGUGGGAUCUUGACGUCUGCGGGAAGGCAGAGGCGGCGGACAGGAAGGUCCCUAAGGCUCACCAGAUCCUCCCUCGGCCGCGGGGUCUCCUCGUCCCUUUCCCCCCAGCAAGAGGGCAGGCUGCUGGACCCUCUUCUCCUCUUUCCCACCCUCCCAGCUUUGAGAAUGCGGCUCAGCUGCCCCCUGACCCAUCCGUGGCAGCCUUUUGCCCAAGGCUGAAGACUCUUUCGUGCGAAGACGUUUGCUUAUUGGCAACCCGGCAGGGACCGCUUUUCGACGCAGUGUCUCCAGACCUCCCCGUCCGUCUCUCGCCCAUCGGGGCGUAUUCCCCACCAGCUCGAAGCCUGCUCCCCUUCCUCAGCAGCCCUGAUCUGGCUGUCCUGUUCUCUCCUUUCUUCCCCUCCAGCAAAUCCUUCCCUGUCUUAGCUUUCCCCACCCACCAGGUGCCCGAGCUGUCAUUUGGAGCCCGAGACCCCCUGGGAAAGCAGGGUGGAAAGGGUCCCUGGGGGAAAGCUAUGAGCGCCAAGGAGUCGGGAGCCCCUCGCCAACGCUCAGCUGGGGGACAGCCAGCUCACCCCCGAAGUGGGCUACCUGAUCCUCAAUUCGCUCUGCCCCGCCUUGCGGGCCCUGGUGAGUGACGGCCUGAAGCCCUUUCAGAAGGACGUCAUCACGGGACACCGGCCCAGUUCUCCGUGGAGUGUCAUCGAAGCUUCGGCUAGGCCAGAGCUGAUCUCCUCCCUCUACCUGCCCACCGCCUUCCUCCUCCUCAGCCAGCGGUUCUGCCACCGUUGGGCCGAAGAGCUGCUUCUCCUCCUGCAACCCCUCUCCGUCCUCACCUUCCAACUGGACUUGCUCUUCGAGCACCGCCACCUCCCCGUCAGCGUCCGGCCGACGGUCCAGCGAAGCACCCCGUCUCCCAAACCCGGGGCCGGCCGCUGGGAGAGCCCCCGUUUGACCCCGCCGGAUUCCUCCGAAGCCCCGCUUGUUUUCGCCGCUUGGGAAGAAGGAUUCUUGGCUCCAUCCAGCCCCUUCCAGGAAUGGCUUCUCCCCCAAAGACUUCUGGGAUGGAAAGAGCGACUAGCCAGCGCCCUGCGCGGGAACGGGAGCCCAGCCUGGGCCCGAGAGGAGACCCCAGCCUCCCCGCCUCCGAGCAAGUGGACCAAACUAUGGGUGGCCGUGAAGGAGAGCCGGGCUGCAGCUGGUGACAAUGCCGAAGAACGCCCCAAAUUUGGGGAAAAGGACUUCGAGGUCGAAAAACCAUCACUGGACGGCAAGAAGGAAGGCUCGGAGGUAGCGAGCCGUCCCAAACCGGCAAUGGAUCUCCCUGAGGCAGGAGAAGUCUAUCUGGAAGGCGAGGAGGAGAAAUCGGAGGCGGGAAAUGGAAAUGAAAGGUGGCUGGGAUGGCUGUUUGGAGCCAAUUCUCCUGGGACUUUAAAUGAGGUGGAUUCAAGUCUAUCCCGCUCCAGGUAGGUGGUGGCGGGGCCUGUUCUGAGCUAGGUUUUCCCCCAAAAGGCACGAGGCAGAUUCCUGGUCCCGACAAAACCCCUUUUAUUAAACAAAUGUGAAUUCCUCUCCUUCGCCUUCAGCCAAGGC